AGGCUAAAGCAUGAUGAAGUUGACUAAUAAUAUUCUUUAAUGAGAUACCGUUUACUCUCUUCUACUUUCUCCGCAACUCACAUUUCUUCGAUCUCUGAAUCUGGACGUUACACAACCACCCUUUAAAACCCCCCCAAUUUCACCGCAACUGAAUCUCAAACUAAACUGAAAGAACGAAUCGAGUUCUCUCUCUAACCGAAAACGACGUCGCUUUUCAAAUUCUCGUCAACGCGCUCAUCUCGUUCAGUUCCUUCGUGCAUCACAGAUAAAGCCGUGCGGUUUUGUACUUGUGGUGCAGGCCAGUGAAAAAUCCAGUUUCUAUAUUGGAAAUUCUAGUUCAAUAUGUCAUCUGCAAGCAAGGGUGAUAGGAAGGCUUCCCUUGAUGCAGCAUCAUGGUUGUUUAACGUGGUCACAUCUGUGGCAAUAAUCCUUGUGAAUAAAGCCCUAAUGGCCACUUAUGGGUUUAGUUUUGCCACAACUUUAACUGGCUUGCAUUUUGCCACUACAACCUUGUUGACGAUCAUUCUUAAAUCGCUGGGAUAUAUCCAGACCUCUCAUCUUCCAAAAUCUGAUAUCAUCAAGUUUGUCUUAUUUGCAAAUUGCUCCAUUGUUGGCAUGAAUGUGAGUUUAAUGUGGAACUCUGUCGGUUUCUAUCAGAUUGCUAAGCUGACUAUGAUUCCAGUAUCGUGUCUACUGGAAGUUGUCUUGGACAAUGUGCGAUAUUCAAGGGACACAAAGCUUAGUAUUAUCUUGGUUUUGGCUGGUGUUGCGGUCUGUACUGUCACCGAUGUCAGCGUCAAUACGAAGGGUUUCAUAGCUGCCGUCAUUGCAGUUUGUAGCACAGCACUGCAGCAGUAUUAUGUGCAUUUUCUUCAGAGGAAAUAUUCUAUUGGGUCAUUUAACUUGUUGGGACACACUGCACCAGCACAGGCAGCAAGUUUACUGCUAGUAGGCCCCUUUAUGGACUAUUGGUUAACAAACAAACGAGUUGAUGCAUAUGAUUAUGGCUUGACAUCCACUCUGUUCAUUAUUCUGUCUUGCACUAUCGCGGUAGGGACAAAUCUCAGCCAGUUCAUCUGCAUUGGUAGGUUUACGGCUGUAUCAUUCCAAGUCCUUGGUCAUAUGAAGACUAUUCUGGUCCUAUUCAUGGGAUUCAUUUUCUUUGGAAAAGAGGGUCUCAAUCUACAUGUUGUUCUAGGCAUGGCAAUUGCAAUAGCAGGAAUGGUUUGGUAUGGAAAUGCUUCUUCUAAGCCAGGAGGGAAAGAGCGUCGUAGCUUUUCCCUUCCUACCACCAAAACACAAGAUUAUGCUGCACUACCCGUGUACUCUGAAUCUGUUGAGAAGGCAUAAGAAAUAGCAAGGCUCACAAGAAAGAAAGUGAUUAAACCUUUGCAUAGGAAAAUCAUGUGCCAUUUCGGCGAACUGAUUCAUUUUCUUUAUACCUAGAGGGAAUUCCCAAUUAUUUAUAGAUCAUAUUGACAUGUCUCUACCAUUUGUGUUAAGGAAUUGUUUGGGAGGGAGGACAAGUCUUAUUUUGGAUGAGGGAUUAAAUUAUGUUCCAAUUUUUUUUAUAAUAGAAAAUGUCACUGUUACUUUUUAUAGUAAAGAGUUAUUCCAUUUGUCUUCA
Molecule: messenger RNA, 1627 nt
Organism: Vicia villosa (hairy vetch)
Lineage: Eukaryota; Viridiplantae; Streptophyta; Magnoliopsida; Fabales; Fabaceae
Product: UDP-rhamnose/UDP-galactose transporter 6-like
Exons: 6
Coding region: 343-1350 (335 amino acids)
Cellular component (GO): Golgi apparatus
Molecular function (GO): UDP-galactose transmembrane transporter activity; antiporter activity
Source: RefSeq, a predicted model, not a curated record